Corticium candelabrum is the source of this 3491-nucleotide messenger RNA. RefSeq lists its product as uncharacterized. The record is from RefSeq and is a predicted model, not a curated record. Bases 2370 to 3290 code for a protein of 306 amino acids. The transcript is spliced from 8 exons. Lineage: Eukaryota; Metazoa; Porifera; Homoscleromorpha; Homosclerophorida; Plakinidae.
UGUCUGCUGCGAAGCUACAAACCGACUGUGAGGGACAGUACAACAUCAGAACAAAGAAGAUAUACAAAAAGCAAGCGACUGGAACGUCUUUGUCUUGCAAGGAUGAAUGUAAGCAUUGAAACUGAAGGGACUGUGAAGGUGUGGUACGUUAGUGGUCAUACUGGUCACAAUCCAAGUCUAAAAGAGAGCCAUUUUCUCCCUCUCCCGGCCUCGUGUAAGGACAAAAUGAUUCAGAAAUUGACAAUGGGAGUGACAAUUGAGCGAGUUCUUGAAGACUUCAGGCAGGAGCUAGCUAGCAGAGAGAACAGAGAUGAAUUUGACAAUCUUGCUCGGCGAGAUCACUUUGUUACAAGACAGGAUGUACGAAACUGUCAGAGGAAUUUCAAUCGACUUUGCCAAGUUUGGUCACACAAGUGAUGCAGAGUCUGUCCAAUCUCUUGUGCAGAAAUUACAGCAGGAGAAAUACAAUCCAGUUCUUCUGUACAAGGAAUGGGGCAUAAAAAUGACAUUGUACCAGAUCUCCCAGCAGAAUCCUUCCUUUUGUGUAUUCAAACAAAGCACCAGAAGGAAUUGUUUCAGAAGUAUGCCAUGAACGUUCUGUGCAUGGAUUCGACACAUGGCACAAACCUUUAUGACUUCAAGCUUAUCACAGUGAUGGUUGCUGAUCAGUUUGGGCAAGGUGCUCAUUGCCAGUGAUGCGUGGCUUUUGCACGGGAUUGACUUAACUUAAAUAAACAACUAACAUAUUUCCCCAUGCCAUGUACGAAGAACGGUUGGUUGGUGCAUUUGUAGCAAAGAGGAAAAGCAAUAUGUGCAGCACUUUUUACAAGCCAUCAAGGAUGCUGCCCCAACUACAACUGUCAAAACAGUCACGACUGACGAUGGUAAGAAAGAAGAUAAUCUACUGGCACCAAUGCAAAAUAAACAUCUAGAAAUCAAAUGUUUACUGAACAAUCAUUCACAUUCUAAAGUAGUACCGUAUCUUCUCACAAAUGUGGAUUGAUUGAUCAAUUAUCCACAGAUAACACUGGAUGGUUUGCAGCAAGAUCUGUCUUUGGUGAUAUCAUAAAGCACCUCCUCUGCCAUUGGCACGUUGAUAGAUCACUUAAACGUAACAUAUUUUCCAAAGUGAAAACCAAGUCAGAUCAAUUCAGCAUUUAUCAGUCGCUGUACUUGUUGAUACACCAUACAGACAACAGAUAUGUUCCAUCAAUAUCUGGAGUCAUUUGCUGAUGCAUGGAUACCCAAGGAACCAUCAUUCAUCCAAUAUUUCAAAACUUUCUAUGCCAGUAGACCAGAGAAAUGGGCCAUGUCGUAUCGAAAUUUCAGUCGUGCUUAUACUGAUACCAACAUGUUAUGUUCGUUGAAAGCUUUCAUAACAAGUUAAAGCGAAAUCCGUCCUACCUGAGGGGAAUGGCAAAUCGAAGAGUGGACCAAUUAAUUACCACACUGCUGAAGAUGGAGGCAGACCAGUUUAUGGAUGUCCAGAAAAGGGAUUGUGGCCUACCAGAGGUGUCACUCAAAAGAAACAGACAACAUCACAUCAGAACGGACUACUAAUCCCUGAUCAUCACAUUACAGAGGUACCUGACAGUGCCAACACGUGGCAAGUACAGUCUCAAACAGAGACAGGGACUCUUUACACAGUGAAAGAAGUUAUUUCCAUCUGUCCACAUCUUACCUGUUCUGCUGUUCCCUGUGAUGCACAAGAAUGUCAACCACUUUGCCGCCACUGCUACCAUUGCACCUGCUUUGGAUUUCAGACUGGUCAUCUGUGCAAGCACAUACACAAGAUAUGAUCACACUUGAAAGCAACUCACAAAAGCAAAGAGACACAGCCAGUUGUAGAACAUCCUGAGAGUAUGGUAAUUGAGCAAACUGAAGCAAAGGCUGCAGUAAACAUUCCAGCAAAAGCAAUGGACACUCCAGGCAAGUCCAGUGGCAUGUUCAUUUCAAAUCACACCCCAUUUGUGUACAUUCUAUAAUUCUCAUGAUGCUAAAUUGUCUUAGAUUGUGUGCACCUUGAAAGAAUUGCAUCCAUUGCCAAGAACAUUGCCAUCCAAGCAGAAAGAAGAGCCAUUGAAACACUGCAUGUACCACAGAUACUGGCCCUGGUCAAGGAAGCGGAAUUACUAUCGAGACUGAAGCAAAACGGUACUGAUUCUGCUGAGCUGAAAACAACACAUCAAAUACCACCAGGAAAGAAAGCCCAACAGUAGCAGCUCCACUUCAAGAGGCUAACCAGAAAAAGACAAAAACAAAAAUCAAAAGGGAUUCUAAGAGCACCAGACAAGAAUGAAGCAAAACGCAUCAAAGAAAGUCUGAAGAAACAUAGUGAUGAGAAGCACUGUUCAUUGAAGCCAAUUUUUAUGGAGGCAGCUCAUCACCACCGAUCAGCAGCUACACAAAGAGUUGAUGGGGAUCAUGAUCAGUCAAACAAAGAACUAUCAAACAAACCAGAGCAGCCACUACAGCAGAGACAAGGGCAGCAUAUGGGAGAACAGCAACACGUGCCCACACAGGACUGCCAAUUGAAGCAGUACCAUCAGCCACAGUGUGCCAUGAAGUCACAAAGGUUGUCAGCAAAGUCCAAUUGCAAUCUAGGAAUUUUGCAAAGCAAUGUUGGCUGGAUUGACGAUGGAAUUAUCAACUCAGCCCAGCGGAUGCUGAAGCAGAGGUUUCCGGAAAAGAACGGUCUCCAGAACACCCUUUUGUCGCAGCAGCAGCAGUUUGUAGUGGUUAGGCAAAAUUCAGUUCAAAUUCAUAACAUUGGCAAUCACUGGGUAACGACAUCAAGCGAUGAACAAGGGAGUAUCCAUUUGUAUGACAGCUUGGUCAGAUACAAGCUAUCGAGUCACCUAGAACAGCAGAUUGCAUCAAUCUACCGAAGCAAUGAGAAGGAGAUUACAGUUUCAAUACGAGCAGUUCAGCAACAGAGAGGUGGCAAUGAUUGUGAGCUAUUUGCAAUUGCUUUUGCCUACGACGUUGCUUCUGGCAUUGAUCCUGAGUAUGUAACUUAUAUUCAAUCUGACAUGAGAAAACAUUUGUUCUCAUGCGUCAAGAAAGGCUAUAUAACACCAUUUCCACGUUAUUUUCAAGGCCUCACAAGGUGUAAGCGUUCUGUAGCCUCUUUCGCUAUUUAUUGUGUUUGCAGGCAGCCAGACAGUUUUGGAAGGCUGAUGAUCCAGUGCAACUGUUGUGAUGAGUGGUUCCAUUGCAAGUGUGUUUGUUUGAAACCACCUGGCAGAACAUUUUACUGUCCAACAUGUUCGAGUGAACAAGGUUGUUAGUUGACACAACAGACUUUGUACAACAAGCAGUAAACAGUUGCUAGUAAAACUGUGGCACUUCAUGUAAGGAUGUUUUCAACUUUUUCCUUUUACGAGACUUGACCAAUUAUAUUACUUCGUAGCAAGCAAAACAGUAGAUUUGUUGCUUCAGGCUAUCUGUUUAUGUGUACUUUCAGCGUCAAAGUAUACAGAUAUACCUAU